AUGUUGGUGCUCAUGCAAGGGCUCAUAAAAAAGGACGUGGCAUACAACUGGCUCCCCUGUCACCAAGCCGAAUUUGAGGUGUUGAAGAAGGCUCUCACGUCUGACAUGGUGGUCAAGGCAUUUGACCCAGUGCUACCCACAAAGCUGUUCACGGUGGAUUAUAACUUUACAGUGUCCUGGACUGUGGGAAAAGAACAUCUUAUUGCCGACGCCUUAUCUCGGGCCCCAGUGUUUCCCAGCGAGGACGAGCCAGAUGCUAAAGUGUUGGCCCUCAGUGUACGUGUUUUGGGGGUGGACCCGGCUCUCAGAUCUAUUGUCCGUACGGCCGCCUCUGACCCGACAUAUGAGGCCCUAGUGGAGUGUUUUAUUUCAGGAGGAGACCCAGCAACUAACCCCACCUUAUGGGCCUAUGCUUGUGCGUGGCCAGAGGUGAGCCUCCAGCAGGAGCCAGGGUCCCGCUUACUUAUCCUGCAAGGGACUCAGCUCGUAAUCCCCCGCUCAGCCCGGGCGGGCCUGCUCCGGCUCCUCAACACAUCCCAUUUUGGCAUGGUGAAGACAUACCAGCGCGCCCGCCAAUUGUACUACUGGCCCAAUAUGAAAAAUGACAUAUCUCAAUUGGUUCAGAGUUGUACGGUGUGCCAAGAAAAACUGUCUAGCCAGCCCAUUGAGCCCAUUUGGGAGCUUUCAGUCCCCACGGAGCCCAUGAGCCAUGUAGGAGUGGACCUUUUCGACUUCAGGGGCCAGAACUGGCUGGGUGAUGGACCGCUAUUCGGGAUUCCCAUUCUCCCCUACAAUCCUCCCUCCAAUGGCUUGGCAGAAGCCGCGGUCAAGGCUAUGAAGUUUCUGCUUGGCAAGUGCAAAGAUGCCGGGGAGAACUUUCCGGCAGCCCUACUGGAAUAUCGCAACACUCCACAAGAGGACGGGUUCUACCCGGCCCAAGCAUUCUUGGGCCGUCGACAGCACACCCUUUUACCGGGCCUCCCAGUUCAAAGGUUUGACCAGGAUGAAUUCGCAUAUGUGAGAAGUGCAUCCCCUCAGCACAAACAGGAUGUCAAUGAUAGAUCAGCUCACAAUUUGAGCAUUCUCACGGUGGGCACCAAAGUGCUAGUGCAGCACCCAAAACAUGGCCACGAUUGGCGCUCCUUUCGUGGAUCUCUCCUGGAUUGGCGGACGGUUCCCCGUGCUAACGGCCUCAGUUCGGCUCAGUGGCUUUUCAACUGUCGACUCUGCACCCAUUCACCCGGCCAUGUCCAACUCUACGUGCGGCUCUCGGACCAGGAUUGGCUAGCGGCCCUGGAGAAGCAGAGGGGAGAGAAACUGAAACAUCAGAUUGUCACCGGCGCAUAUCUUUUCCUGUUUCCCUACCCUCAUCUGUGCUUCUGUUUACCUGGCUCCAAGGUUGACCGAAUAAAAUGUAAGAUUUUUUUACAGGUUCGAUCUAGAACACAAAUACGGCCUCAAUUUAUCCUCCGGUCAAUAUAUGUACAUUCAUUAGAGGAAUGCAAGAAAGAAUGUGUUGAAGAAAAAAAGUUCAAAUGUCAGUCAUUUAACUUUGUGGCAAAGUUUUCACCAGCAGUCAACAAAAAUUGCGAAUUAAGUGAUCAGAACACCCAAACGUUGGACAUCAACGAUUCAACCUACUUUGAUUUCUCAGGAAAUCGUGAUUUCUACGUGAAGGAAACAAGAGAUCUAAAUUGCAUUGAUGUGUCUCAGACUUGCUCAUCAAAUGGAAUGGAGUUCACCUUGCGAACACCUUAUGAUUUUCGAGGCCGAAUAUACACACAUAAACACUUUGAUCGUCCAAAAUGUUUCAUCCGUGGGCUAGGCAAACGUGUACAUUUGUUCAAGAUCCCAGGACACAGAGGAAUACCAAAGUGUGGAACGGAGAAGUUUGGCGAUACGCUCACAAAUAUUGUUGUGGUACAAUUUAGUGAGUCUGUUCAGACCUCUGAUGACGUAAUGUACAAUCUCACUUGCACUGCUGUGGCCCCUGGAGAUGCUGUUGUAACGUCUUCAUACAUCGGUUCCGGAUCUGGUCAGCCGACUCCCAUAGAAUAUCUUCCAGCAGAACAUACUUUGGACAGUCGAGUACGUUUAGUCAUUCAAUACCAAGGUCGUCCGACGACGACGAUAGCAGUUGGAGAUCCACUCGAGUUCAAAUUAGAAACCCAAGAUGGCAAAAAUCUUUUACAAGACAUUUUUGCCACCGAUGUCGUGGCGAAAGAUCCGUAUAGUGCUCGGGCAGUGCAAUUAAUUGAUCGUCGAGGUUGUCCAAUUGAUCCGUAUGUUUUUCCUUCUCUUGGACUUGCACGUAGUGGCGAUGGUUUAUCCACUAGCUUCAAUGCAUUCAAGAUUCCCGAGUCUAACUUCUUGGUAUUUGAGGCUACUGUUCAUACCUGCAAAACAGAUUGUCCUGCGGUCUUUUGUGAUGCACCUCAGGGAAGGCAAGAUUCAUAUGGACGAAGAAGAAAAAGAUCAAUGCCCUCAUCUGACAAAAGAAUUGAAAGCCUCUCUGACGAGGACAAUUUCAAUGUUAAAGAAAUACUACAGGUGUACGAGUCCCGAGCUGAAAUUACUAACAACCUAGAGCCUGCAUUUAAAACCCGGAAGACUGGAGCCACAUUUCGAACAGAAAACGUUAUCCCAAACAAAGUCUGUUUAUCUGAGGAAUGGUAUUAUGCCUGUAUCACUGCAGUAAUAUGCUGUGUUAUUACAAUGCCGAUCUUAGCCGUAUGGGUGUAUGUCUCACAUCGAAGAGCUUAUGAUCCAAAAAUGAAACAGUUCCUUAAUCCACACUUCAACCAAACCUCUCCAAACACAGAAUCACAUCAAAUAAAUCAGUCGAAUUUUUGGGAAGUUGCAAAUGUCAAUCUACAAAGAAAUGAUCCAAAAUAUUUUGCGAACUCCAAUGCUUGGUUCAGUGAUAAGGAGCAAAGGGAAAAAAGCAACUUUGGUCAGCAUGGAGCCUUCCAAGACCCCAGUGAACCUAUUUUCACGAAUCCAGCUUUAUUUGAAAAAAAGGCAACCAAAAAUAUCGGGAAAAACCGAAGAGAUAUUUUAUUACGUUCUCGAGAUAACAAGUGAAGCGCGCCCAAAUAUGAAGCUUAGGACUCGCCAUUUUUCAGUUCUUUGUUCUGAAAUAUCUACGUUUGAAGUACAA
Messenger RNA from Tigriopus californicus, 3160 nucleotides. RefSeq lists its product as uncharacterized. The coding region runs from base 1 to 3084 and encodes 1027 amino acids. The transcript has 13 exons. NCBI's taxonomy places the organism in Eukaryota, Metazoa, Arthropoda, Copepoda, Harpacticoida, Harpacticidae. The record is from RefSeq and is a predicted model, not a curated record.